Cynoglossus semilaevis (tongue sole) is the source of this 2374-nucleotide messenger RNA. It is a transcript of the gene cnot2, whose product is annotated as CCR4-NOT transcription complex, subunit 2. Bases 300 to 1874 code for a protein of 524 amino acids. Gene Ontology annotation, cellular component: CCR4-NOT core complex. The transcript has 15 exons. NCBI's taxonomy places the organism in Eukaryota, Metazoa, Chordata, Actinopteri, Pleuronectiformes, Cynoglossidae. Gene Ontology annotation, biological process: regulation of DNA-templated transcription. The record is from RefSeq and is a predicted model, not a curated record.
UCGUUGUGUGCAGUGGUGUGCUGUGUCGCAAUGGCAACUAGUUCACGUUCCUUUCCUUAUUGAUUCAUUAAUUUUUAUAAUUAUCAUUUUUAAACAGUGUUAAGUUUUUUAUUCUAAUGAUGUGGCCUUUGAUUGUUCAGGCUGCAGGUUGAAGGAGUAGCGGCCCGGGGUUUGUGUACGGAAGUGGUCAGCAGGUUGUAAGGUCAGAGGGUAAAUGCUAUUGCCUCUUUCGGUUUACAAUACACUCAGCCAUCUUGGAUGCAAAGAAGAGAGGGGAGUUUGAUGCGGUGACAAAAGGCAUGUUUGGUGCUACGAGAAAGAAAUUUGGAGAGUUUGUGGAGGUGGUCGAUAACGACUUUUCUGAUGAAAACAUGUAUUACAAUCAACCGUCGAUGUUUCCACAUCGGUCGGACAAAGAUAUGCUCUCGUCUCCCUCGCCAUCGUCGUCUGGUCAGCUGUCGCAAUUUGGUGCAAGUUUGUACGGUCCACAAAGUACACUGGGCUUCUCCGUCAGGGGCAUGGGCAACAAUACGCCUCAGUUAAACCGUAAUCUAACACAGGGCAGUCAGCUACCAAGUCAUAUCACUCCCACAACAGGAGUCCCCACCAUGUCCCUCCACACUCCUCCGUCACCAAGCAGGGGGACAUUGCCAAUGAACUCUAGGAACAUGCUAAAUCACUCUCAGGUAGGUCAAAGCAUUGGGAUCAGCAGUAGGACCAAUAGUAUGAGCAGCUCGGGGUUGGGCAGCCCCAACUGCAGCUCUCCCAGUAUCAUCUGUAUGCCCAAACAGCAGCCAGCACGUCAACCAUUCACCAUAAACAGCAUGUCAGGAUUUGGUAUGAACCGCAAUCAGGUUUUUGGAAUAAACAACUCCUUAUCAAGCAACAUCUUCAAUGGCACAGAUGGGAGUGAAAAUGUGACGGCACUGGAUUUGUCAGACUUUCCUGCGUUAGCUGACAGGAGUCGGAGAGAAGGGCCUGGAAACCCAACACCGGUGAUCAACCCGCUGGCUGGAAGAGCUCCUUAUGUUGGCAUGGUAACAAAGCCAUCGACUGAACAGACACAGGAUUUCUCAAUACAUAAUGAGGACUUUCCUGCACUGCCUGGUCCAAACUAUAAGGACCCCACGUUGAACAAUGAUGACAACAAAACUAACUUGAACUCUACAAGCAAGAGCACAUCGAAUGCAGACGGACCCAAGUUCCCCGGAGACAAGACGGCUACCACACAGAACAACAACCAGAAAAAAGGGAUCCAGGUGUUACCCGAUGGUCGGGUGACAAACAUUCCCUCAGGAAUGGUGACAGACCAGUUCGGCAUGAUUGGUCUGCUGACGUUUAUCCGAGCAGCAGAGACUGAUCCAGGGAUGGUCCAUCUGGCACUUGGCAGCGACCUCACAACACUGGGACUUAACUUGAAUUCACCAGAAAACUUGUACCCAAAGUUUGCCUCUCCUUGGGCUUCAUCACCUUGUCGACCACAGGACAUCGACUUCCAUGUUCCUUCAGAGUACCUAACCAAUAUCCACAUAAGGGACAAGUUGGCUGCCAUCAAACUGGCUCGAUAUGGUGAAGACUUGUUGUUCUAUCUCUACUACAUGAGUGGUGGUGACCUACUACAGCUUCUGGCAGCAGUGGAGCUCUUUAACCGUGACUGGAGGUACCACAAAGAGGAGCGGGUUUGGAUAACCAGAGCGCCCGGCAUGGAGCCCACACUGAAGACCAACGCUUAUGAGAGAGGCACCUACUACUUUUUUGACUGUCUUAACUGGAGGAAAGUAGCAAAGGAAUUCCAUCUGGAGUAUGACAAGCUGGAAGAGAGGCCCCAUGUGCCAACAACAUUCAAUUACAACCCAGCCCAGCAGGCCUUCUAAGGCCCGACCAGUCCAAAGGCCCCCCCAGCUGCUCUUGCGCACACUGAUGAUGUCUGGGAGGGGGGGUAUGCUGUGGUACACACAGCUCAGUUUUUAUUCCUCAAGGAUUUGGCUAUUUGACUGAGGAGGUCAUCGCCAUCAUCCAUACUGCCCUGCCUUUCCAAAAAUUACAUGCUGCCCCCAAAAAAACAAAAAAAAACAACCAACCAACACUUGUUCUGUUUUUAUUCUUUCUCUUUUUUUUUUUCAAUAGUUUUUGUCUUGUUUUGAGCAGGGUCUGUGUUAUGUUUACGUCUCAGAAUCUAAAGCAGGUUUUUCUCCCAGAAAGAAGGAUUGACCUUGUGGCACAUGGCAGUGACAGAACAAGGAUAAUGCCUUAUGUUACAAACGGGAAAAAAGCAGGGGAAGUGAAGUUGACGUUGUUGGAAACAAGUAAAAGGGUGAAGAAACGCAGUGUUUAAUGUUGCACUAUAUUUAGUAAUAAAAGAACACAAACUUUC